Meloidogyne enterolobii is the source of this 410-nucleotide messenger RNA. The record is from the annotation of a GenBank genome assembly. NCBI's taxonomy places the organism in Eukaryota, Metazoa, Nematoda, Chromadorea, Rhabditida, Meloidogynidae.
UGGAGAAAUAAUUUCAAGGACUGCUCGAACUGAAACUUGUUUUCGUAAAAAUGGAAAAAUUGAUUGUUCAUGGAACUUUGUUGAAACUCUAACUAUGACAGAUAAUAAAGAAAGACAGACAAUAGUACUUAAAGAUAAUAAAAAUAAAAUUCUCGGACAGAUAAAUUUAACCCCAGAAGGAUUUAAAAUGAAAUGUGAACCAAUUAUUGAAAAAUAUUUACGAUCAUAUGAAGUUAAAAUUCAAACAGUUAAAUCUUGUCCCGAAACUGGAAGUUGUCACCAUGAUAAUUGCCUUAUUGUUAAUAAUAACUGGGAACAAGACAUUAAAGAAUUGGAACCUUGGAAAAAUUACACCGGUUAUAAUCGUUGUUCAGCUUCAUGUAGUUUUCUCUGGUGUAAAUGUGGAAUGA